UUUCCAUGGGGCACCAGUGAGUGGUAAGAGGGACUGGGAGUCUCUACGGCCAGAGGGAGGGGUCCAGUACCAUCAUCCGGGACCUGUCCCUCGCGAUGGCACCGCCUUCCUUUGCGCUGCCCGUCUGCUCAUUGGUCAAAAUUUUCCUUUCCUGGCUCCGCCUAUGAACGCUCGCGGGCCCAAUCAGGUGUCAGGUGUGACGGCGCAUGUGUGUAGGACAACUUUUAGAGGGUGCCGCAGUUUGGGCAAUAGGGAAUGUGCCCUGCUGUUUUUUUGUUUUUGUUUGUUUUGGGGGUUUUUUUGGGGGGGGGCGUUAAAGAGAGAAAUAGAAAAUAUCUGCGAGGAGAAAUGACACCACUCCGGAAACUAAAGUUUUACAGCAAUCACUGAAACCUUGAGUCCGGAAAUUCUCUUGGAAAGUUUCUUUGGGGAACUGAUACAAUCAAUGAAAAUAAUUUGUCAAGUAAAUGACUUAGUUGUGACAUCUCUCCCGUAGUUGUCCGUGCAUGAGUCGCUGCGUCCUGUGUUCCAAUUCAUCCUCCAGACCCUUAACUCAUAUGGAACCCUUUCCCAUUUUCUCUCACUCCGUGGAUAAUUUUAAGCAAAAUGAUGCAGGGGUUAAGGUGUUGGUGACUCCCCAGAUUAUAGCUCCAGCAGAAUCUGUGGUAGACCCUAUAAUUGUAUUUGUACCUUCUGGACAUCUCUCCCUAACAUUUGCCUUCAUAGGCACUUUAUUGAUGUGUUGGAAACCAACUUAAGAUUUCCACAGUCAUCCUCAUCUAAAUAAAUGACAAAUCCAUCCUUCUAGUAGCUUAACCAUUGAGGUCAUUCUUAUCCACUCCAUGUCGUUCAUCAGUAAAUCGUGUUGGCUCUAUAUUCUGUGUCCAGAGCCUGAACAUUACACUGCCUUUACCACUGCUAUCCCAAUCCACCAUCACUGCCACCAGGUCACUGCAGUCCUCCUCUGCCCUCCCUGAUUUCUCUGAUGUUGUUCUCUAGAGUAGCACGCAUAGAUUUUUCACACACUACCCCGUAUUUCCUCACCAACCUCCUCUUCUUUCCUCUGUCCGAGCUUACUCUGCUCCAGCCACCUGACCCUGCGCCCUCCUCCUCCCAGCCUUUGAACGUGCUCUUCCCUUUGCCAGAAAAGCUCUGCCUAGAAACUUACAGAUGCCCGAAAAUGACUGCAAUAGAGCAGGCAGAGGCCCAACUCUCGGAGUUAGACCUGCUGGCCAGUAUGUUCCCUGGUGAAAGUGAGCUCAUAGUCAAUGACCAGCUGGCUUUAGCAGAACUGAAAGACUGUGUUGAGAAGAGGACAAUGGAAGGGCGAUCUUCAAAAGUUUACUUUACUAUUAAUAUGAACCUGCACAUAUCUGAGGAAGUAAUGGUGAUGUUUUCUCUGGCCUGCAUUCUUCCCUUUAAAUAUCCUGAAGCCCUGCCUGAAAUUACCGUCAGAUCACCAUUAUUAAGUAGGUUGCAGCAAUCUCAGCUGAACCUAGAUCUGACUGCUUACUUGAAGAAGAAUUGUCUUGGAGAUGUCUGUGUACUGAAUGCCACAGAGUGGGUUCGAGAACAUGCCUCUGGUUAUGUCAGCAAAGAUGCCCUCUCUUCCCCCACCACAGAAAGUACAGUCCAGCCAGCCGAUCUCAUUCUUACGAGGCUCUGGAUCUACAGCCAUCACAUCUACAGUAAAUGGAAGAGAAAGAAUAUUUUAGAGUGGACAAAAGAGCUUUCCCUGUCUGGGUUCAGCAUGCCUGGGAAACCUGGUGUUGUUUGUGUGGAAGGCCCACAAAGUGCCUGUGAAGAGUUCUGGUCAAGACUCCGAAAAUUAAACUGGAAGAGAAUUCUAGUUCGUCAUCGAGAAGACAUUCCUUUUGAUGGUACAGAUGAUGAAAUGAAAAGACAAAGAAAAUUUUCCACUUUUGAGGAAAAAGUGUUCAGUGUUAAUGGAGCCAAAGGAAAUCACAUGGACUUUGGUCAGCUGUAUCAGUUCUUAAAUGCCAAAGGAUGUGGGGAUGUUUUCCAGAUCUUCUUUGGUGUGGAGGGACAGUGACUGAGGAAGAGUGGCUGAAAGUAUUUCGUAGCUGUUGGCCUCUUGAUUAUUUUCCCCCACUCUCUCGAAAGAUUAGUUUUAAUCCCGUUCUAGAAUGGUAGGAGGAAAAAAUAAAACGUGAAAAUAGGAUAGUUUCAAUGAAACUGUAAAAAAUAAGUCAUGAUUGAAAUCAGAACUGAGUUUCAAAGUAUAGUCUUUAGUUUAUCAAUAGAAAUUUCUUGACAUAUAAGCUACCCAUUUUGAAAGACAAAUUAAUUACAUAUGUUGGUGGCCCACCUUGCCAGCUGCUUUCCAUACCCUUCAUCUUAAUCUGCCUUCACUAAAGAACCCUGAAGGCUGUCUGCUCACCCUUCCAGCCUCUGUUGCAGCCACUGGUGCCCUGAAAACACAACUGACAGAUUUCUGGGAAAACAUUUUUUCCGAGAUGAAAAUGAUACAUGCACCUAAGUCAUCUUUCUCCCUCUUCCUGCCACAAAUACUAAAGUGAAGGCUGGGACUGGAACAGUCCUUUCAGCCACAAUGGGAGGAUGGACCCGGAGCUUCACAGAGAUGUCACACUCCAUGUUGCUGGGCUGCUGACACAACAUCAGCCCUUGGCAAUUUCUAGACUUCUUACUAUAAAAUAAAACCAGCUUUGUUUAAAUUUCCGUACUCAUCACUAGUGGUUGAAAGCUAGUUUAUCAAACAGAGUUUUUCAAAGGUUUAGUUUCGUAUCUAUGUUAGCCAUUUGGUACACAAAUCAUGAAGUUUUUCUUAAAUAGAUUUGCAGCUCAUUUCUCAUUUUCUCGCUCACCAGUUCAUCACAUUUGGUAAUUUAGAGAAUCUGCUUUUGGCAAAUUGGAUUUUGAUAAACUUUUCACUCUGGAAA
Messenger RNA from Heterocephalus glaber (naked mole-rat), 2921 nucleotides. RefSeq names its product RWD domain containing 2B (gene Rwdd2b). NCBI's taxonomy places the organism in Eukaryota, Metazoa, Chordata, Mammalia, Rodentia, Bathyergidae. Gene Ontology annotation, molecular function: protein binding. The record is from RefSeq and is a predicted model, not a curated record.